Messenger RNA from Aegilops tauschii subsp. strangulata, 1302 nucleotides. Lineage: Eukaryota; Viridiplantae; Streptophyta; Magnoliopsida; Poales; Poaceae. The record is from RefSeq and is a predicted model, not a curated record.
UUCUGAUGCCAUAUGUUUUUCCUUUGCUCCUCCUCCUCCCUCCUCCCUCCCAAACCUAGCCGCCCCACACCACCUCCUGACCCCUCCCCCUCUUCCCUUCCUCUCCGCCGCCUGAGGCAGCCGCCGGGCAAGCCUGGGGCGCCAAGGAUGGUGGCGGCGGGGCCUCGGUUGCCCUGCCUCUACGUGGGGAACCCCAGAUCUGGAGCGACGGCUCCAUUGGCAAGGCACGGCCGGCUAGCAGCUGUGCGCGCGGUGGAUCUGGCGUCCCGGGCGUGUGGGGCGGCGGGAUCCGGUGGUAGUUGGCGGCCGGCGGCGGCUUUUGCGGUGGCCUGUGCGCGUGAUCUGGCGCCUCCCCUGUUCGGCGUGCGGGCCAGCCUGGUCGGGCCGCGCUUCCUUGGGUCGCCGGUUCUGUACAGGAGGCUCUGCUGGUGGCGGGGAUAUAGUUCGGGUGAAAUCCCUGGUCGGCCAUGCCGGCCGCGUCGACGGCGACGCCUGAGGGCGCCGUUCCCCUCCUUGGAGGCGUUGGGUUUGCUGGACGAUCAGUUCCGGCAGCUUGAGAUGCUCCAAGACGAGGGCAACCCAGACUUCGUUGCCAAUGUUGUCAUGCUAUUCUGCGAGGAGGGUGAGCGUAUCAUUGGCGAGCUCGCCAAGGAAUUGGACCAACCAUGUGUGGACUAUGGCAAGGUGGACACAUUUGUGGAUCAGCUCUGGGGAAGCAGUUUAUAUGUUGGUGCUCAGAGAGUGAAGAACACUUGUAUCCAGUUCCAUGAGUGUUGUCAGGAGAAGAGCAAAGUUGGGUGCCUGAAGACACUGGAUUAUUUGAGAAAUGAUUUCUAUGAUUUGUGCAGCAUGUUCAUACCAUAGGCUUCAGCUGCAGCAGCAUGUCCUAAACUGUAGACCGGAGCAAUAAAGCAGGAGCUGCAUGUUCUGAUCGCACAUUGUGUUUCAAGUCAUACAACAUGCUCAAGUUAGCAUAUAUGGCUUGGAGUUGUUUGCUUCUGUGGGGUCUAUAGUUCUGUCAAGCGACAAGCUUCUCAUCUGGUGUCGAUUUCUGUGGUACUGUCCGUAGUUUCGUUCUGAAUUAUUGAUGGUCAAAUAACAAUCAUCCGCGAUCAUUUUGCCGAUUAUCGGUGGUUAAUCUGGUGUUGUGGUUCUAUCAGUUUCUAGCUCGUAGAAAUUCAGUGGCAGCGUAAUCUCUACAAAAUCAUGUGUCUUCGGUCGGCGUAUGGACUAUAGUGGUAUAUCGUGGAGAACAUUGUAAUGUUAUUUCAUUAUCAUGUUAUGUUUGUUGUUGGGUGACAA